This is a messenger RNA of Anisakis simplex (herring worm), 1011 nucleotides long. The record is from the annotation of a GenBank genome assembly. NCBI's taxonomy places the organism in Eukaryota, Metazoa, Nematoda, Chromadorea, Rhabditida, Anisakidae.
AUGGCUACCGUUAACGGAACACGAAACAUCGAGGAUGAAUUGGCAUUAUUCGAGAAGGAAAUAUCAUCACUGGAGGCCCCGAAGAAGUCUCCUGAACCAGUGAACGCUGUCAACGUUGAUGUCUCACCAGCUACGUCAAAAUCUGAUGCGCAAUCAGUUGGACCGAAUGCCCCUGCUGCACCGCUUAUAGCUGGUCCAAUUUUGCCUAAUCAAACCGGAGGUACGUCACGUCCGGAAAUGCCCUCUGCGCCUGGCUCAACUCCAUCGAUACGCAGUGUCCCGCCAUUCCUACCGCAUGUGAUGAUGCGUCCUGGUUUUUUACCACCACCCAACGUCGCAAUGCGUUUCUUACCACCGCAGUUGAGGUUACCGCUGCCACCAUUUGCACGACCGCCAAUGCCAAUUCCAGUAGCACCGCAGCCAGCUGUUCUUGAAUCAGGACCGAGUUUAUACGAUGACAACGAGAAGAAAAAAGAGGAUAAUGAGGAGGAAAAAGAACCUGAACCUAGUCAAGGAGGUUCCAUCAAAACUCAGGCAUUAUCGUCGGACGUAGAGUUGCUCGCGCAAAAAAAGCAAAACGAAGCAGCCAAUCGCUCAAGUUAUUUGGGUCAGGUGAUCCGAGGUGAAAAGAAAAUGAAACGAUUCAUGCGAUGCGGUGGUGGUCAGGUAUGGGAAGACAAUUCGUUAGCGGAAUGGGAUCCGAACGACUUUCGUAUUUUCUGCGGUGAUCUCGGCAACGAGGUUUCUGAUGAACUGUUGGCGAAGGCGUUCCGUAAAUAUCCGAGUUUCCAGAAGGCAAAAGUUAUCCGUGAAAGUCGAACCAACAAAUCAAAAGGAUACGGUUUUGUCUCAUUCAAACAUCAAGAUGAUUUUGUUCGUGCAUGUCGUGAAAUGGAUGGCAAAUAUGUGGGGAAUCGACCGAUUAAGUUGCGUAAAAGCAAUUGGAGAGAGCGAAAUAUGGAUACGGUGAGGAAGAAACAAAAACAAAAGCAUCGACUCGGUUUAGCAUAA